Messenger RNA from Papilio machaon (common yellow swallowtail), 986 nucleotides. RefSeq names its product cuticle protein 16.5-like. The transcript has a single exon. The record is from RefSeq and is a predicted model, not a curated record. Lineage: Eukaryota; Metazoa; Arthropoda; Insecta; Lepidoptera; Papilionidae. The coding region runs from base 81 to 911 and encodes 276 amino acids.
ACGCGAGUCGAAUUUAUCAGUCGACCUAAGUCGGUUUGAAGUGAUCUAGUUCGUCAGAAAAGGCACAGACCACGUUCACAAUGAAAUCGCUGGUGGUGUUCUUCGCUCUCGCCUCCGUGGCUUGCGGCUCCCUCAUCCCGUGGGCGCAGCCUGCGCACCACGCGGCCGUGGUCCUGGACCCUCACGGCCGCCCACUGGACACCGCCGACGUGAUCAAUGCCCGCGCUAUUCACCUACAGGCUAAGGCCCUGGAAGGCCACGGUGCCCUCCUUCACGGUGCCCUCCUUCACGGUGCCGUCGCACCGGUUGCCGUCGCUCACUCCGUGGUCGCUGCCCCCGCUGUGGUGGCUGCCCCCGCCGUAGUAGCUGCCCCCGCCGCCGUUUCCCAUCAGUCCCGUGUUGACGUGCGCACCAGCCCCGCCAUCGUCACCGCACACGCCACUCCUGUCUUAGCCGCGCACAGCGCUUACGCCUCUCCUGUGUGGGGACACGCCGCUCACGGACUCGCCGCUCACGGCCACCUCCUGAAGAAGCGCUCCCUGGGACACCUUGCGUACGCCGCUCCCCUUGUAGCCCACGCUGCCCCUGUUCUGGCCGCCGCCCCUGCCGCCGUGUCUCACCAGUCCCGCGUGGACGUCGUCUCUAGCCCCGCCAUCGUGUCUCACGCCGUGGCCUCGCCCGUCGUUGCGCACGCCGCAGUCGCGCCCGUCAUCGCUCACGCUGUAGCUCCCGCCGCUGUGUCACACCAGUCUCGUGUCGACGUCCGCAGCAGCCCCUCCAUCGUGGCACACGCCGCUAUCGCGCCCCUCGCGCACGGUGUCUACGGAGGUGCCCUCGCGCAUGGCGUCUACGGAGGUGCGCUCGCGCAUUCCGGACUCCUUCAUUCCGCCCCAUUGUCCCAUGCCUGGUGAAGAGUGGAUACUGACGACCUAAGAUAUCAUAAUUUAUAAAUAAAAACGAAAUAAAUAUAAUAAUUAUACAAGAAA